This is a messenger RNA of Panicum hallii, 1884 nucleotides long. Its product is annotated as hydroxymethylglutaryl-CoA synthase-like. The record is from RefSeq and is a predicted model, not a curated record. Gene Ontology annotation, molecular function: hydroxymethylglutaryl-CoA synthase activity. NCBI's taxonomy places the organism in Eukaryota, Viridiplantae, Streptophyta, Magnoliopsida, Poales, Poaceae. Bases 242 to 1657 code for a protein of 471 amino acids. The transcript has 12 exons. Gene Ontology annotation, biological process: acetyl-CoA metabolic process.
CGUAGAUCCACCCGUCCCGUCCCACCCCGACGCGCAGCAGCCAGCCAGAGCCGUCCGGAGUCCACGAGGACAGCGUCCUCCACUGCUGCUGCUGCUGCUCCUCCUCCUCCUCCUCCCCCGCGCCCGCCGGCCGCAGCAGAACAGAGCCCACGCGCCGGCGCGCGCUCCGUCCGGGUGGAGGGCACGAGCGCCGGUCCAGGGAGCGAGGGGAUCGGGGCGGCUCUCAGCUUGACUGCACGGGAUGGCGGACCGCAAGGAUGUCGGGAUCCUCGCCAUGGACAUCUACUUCCCGCCCACCUGCGUGCAGCAGGAGGUGCUUGAGGCCCAUGAUGGCGCGAGCAAAGGGAAAUACACCAUCGGCCUUGGGCAAGACUGCAUGGCCUUUUGCAGCGAGGUGGAGGAUGUCAUCUCGAUGAGUUUGACCGCUGUCAAUUCCCUACUAAAAAAGUACAACGUUGAUCCAAAGCUUAUCGGUCGCUUGGAGGUUGGAAGCGAGACGGUUAUAGACAAAAGUAAAUCCAUCAAAACUUGGCUGAUGCAAAUUUUUGAGGAAAGUGGCAAUACUGACAUUGAAGGAGUUGACUCCAGCAAUGCUUGUUAUGGUGGAACUGCUGCCCUGCUGAAUUGCGUGAAUUGGGUUGAAAGUAACUCCUGGGAUGGACGCUAUGGUCUUGUCGUUUGCACAGACAGCGCGGUUUAUGCUGAAGGGCCAGCUCGUCCAACUGGGGGUGCUGCUGCUAUUGCAAUGCUCAUUGGUCCUAAUGCUCCUAUUUCAUUUGAGAGCAAAUAUAGAGCUUCUCACAUGGCUCAUGUUUAUGAUUUCUAUAAGCCUGAUCUUGCAAGUGAAUAUCCGGUUGUUGAUGGUAAACUAUCCCAAACAUGCUACUUGAUGGCCCUAGACUCAUGCUACAGACAAUUUUGCAACAAAUACGAGAAGAUUGUGGGGAAACAAUUCUCGAUUUCUGAUGCAGAAUAUUUUGUGUUCCAUUCUCCAUACAACAAGCUCGUGCAGAAGAGUUUUGCUCGACUUUACUACAAUGACUUCAUGCGCAACUGCAGCUCUAUUGAUGAUGAUGCUAAAGAGAAGCUCCAGCCAUUUUCUAAUCUGACUGGUGAAGAGAGCUACCAGAGUCGUGACUUGGAAAAGGCCUCGCAACAGGUCGCGAAGCACAUGUAUGACAUCAAAGUUCAGCCAUCGACUCUGCUUCCCAAACAAAUUGGCAACAUGUAUACUGCAUCCCUUUAUGCUGCAUUGGCAUCUGUACUAUAUAACAAGCAUGAUAGUCUGGAUGGACAAAGAAUUGUGAUGUUCUCUUACGGCAGUGGCUUGACAUCCACUAUGUUUUCGUUGAGGCUAAACAAUGGCCAGCAUCCCUUCAGUUUAUCAAACAUUGCUUCAGUGCUUGGUGUCACAGAGAAGCUUCAGUCAAGGCAUGAGACCUUGCCCGAGAAAUUUGUUGACACACUGAAGCUGAUGGAGCACCGGUACGGUGCAAAGGAUUUCGAGACCAGCAGGGACACGAGCCUGCUGCCGCCUGGCACGUUUUACCUAACCCAUGUCGACUCCAUGUACCGAAGGUUCUAUGACCAAAAGCCUGUGGAGGAAACGGCCGGUGGCAAAGCCAAGUGCUGCAACGGCUUCUCAAAUGGCCACUAGUGACGUGCCGUGGACUCCAAGGUCGCCUGCCUUGUUGCUCAUAGACUCAUCGUGCUCUGUACUCUGAUAUGCUUAUGGUUAGAAUUUCCAUCCUAGCGUGUUUCUCAAAUAAUUUAUUCUCUGCAGCUGUUCUCCUAGAUCAGCUAGUUUUUGUAAUUUUUUUAUCUGACCAGUGAAAUCAGUCUUGACAUUCUUGUUUCUUUUAGUUUGUUGUUUUUUUUCGUUCA